AUGAUCCUCCAGAGUGAGAUCGCCUGGCAAACCCACACUAUCUCUAUCUUCAAGAGUAAAAACAUAAUACCAAAAGCACGCAAACACGUCAACCGCUCCCCUAGAUUCAUAGACGCGACAAUGGAUAGCGGAGGAGAGGCCCGUCCCGAGACCAGAGUCUGGGCACAACAGGUCGAGGCAGAAAAGGCCGCGGACGAUCGGAAGCAGCCAUGGAAGCAACACCUCGAAGCCGAGGAUGAAGCAAAGAUGAAUCAAGCAUCUGCCCCAACGCCAUUGCCACAGCCACCUAACCCGCAACCCGACCCGCCACCGUCACCGCCGCCGCCGACCUUCUGA
Molecule: messenger RNA, 336 nt
Organism: Parascedosporium putredinis
Lineage: Eukaryota; Fungi; Ascomycota; Sordariomycetes; Microascales; Microascaceae
Source: the annotation of a GenBank genome assembly